GGAGCCGAAGGCCGGGCCCCAGAGGCACCACAAUCUCAGCCAACAGCGAUCAAGGCUUUAUCAUCGUCCCCGCUGAGAAAGUAGAGAGAGAGAGAGAGGGAAUCAGCAGAUCAAAUCAAACGGCUCUGCUAGUUGCUGGUGGUGGUGCUCCUGCUUCCGGGUUUGGGUUUUGAUGGGGUCGAAGCCAUGGCUGUUCCCGGCUCCGACCUAUCGUACUCUCGAGACCUUUUGGGAUUGCGACGACGACGCCCCUGGUCCACGCUGCGCUCACACCCUCACCGCCGUCGCUGCCACCAAGACCCACGGCCCCCGUCUCAUCCUUUUCGGUGGUGCCACCGCCAUUGAAGGCGGUGGCCCCUCCUCCGCCCCUGGCAUCAGGUUAGCUGGGGUGACCAAUUCGGUGCAUUCCUAUGAUAUUCUCACCAGGAAAUGGACUAGAAUGAGGCCUGCAGGUGAGCCACCUUCUCCGAGGGCAGCUCACGCGGCAGCUGCGGUGGGCACUAUGGUUGUAUUUCAGGGCGGCAUAGGUCCUGCUGGGCAUUCCACAGAUGAUCUCUACGUGCUGGACUUAACCAACGAUAAAUUUAAAUGGCACAGAGUGGUUGUACAAGGACAAGGACCCGGGCCUCGCUACGGCCAUGUAAUGGACUUAGUUGCUCAAAGAUAUCUUGUUACCGUCAGCGGAAAUGAUGGAAAAAGAGUUCUUUCUGAUGCUUGGGCUCUGGAUACUGCUCAAAAACCUUAUGCAUGGGCUAGGCUGAACCCAGAAGGUGAUAGACCAUCUGCUAGAAUGUAUGCAACAGCCAGUGCUCGCUCAGAUGGUAUGUUUUUGCUUUGUGGUGGAAGAGAUAUUUCUGGAACGCCUCUAGCAGACGCUUAUGGACUGCUUAUGCAUAGGAAUGGUCAGUGGGAGUGGACCCUUGCACCUGGUGUAUCCCCUUCACCAAGAUAUGAACAUGCGGCGGUUUUUGUUGGUGCAAGAUUACAUGUUACAGGAGGUGCUCUUAGGGGAGGUCGUGGUAUAGAAGGUGAAGCAGCUAUUGCAGUAUUGGACACUGCUGCUGGAGUUUGGUUAGACAGAAAUGGGCUUGUGACUUCCUCACGCACAGGAAAGGGACAGAAUGACCAUGAUCCUUCUUUGGAGCUCAUGCGUCGUUUUCGCCACGCAGCUGCAUCUCUUGGUUUUCGUAUAUAUAUUUAUGGUGGUCUUAAGGGAGACAUCCUGUUAGAUGACUUCCUGGUUGCAGAAAAUUCAUCAGUUCAGUCUGAAGGUAAUUUGCCUGUUUUAACAUCUGAGAGAUCCCCAACUGUAUCCAGUCCCAGAAUGUUUCAUGCUAACACAAGUACUUUUGGAACAUCUUCUGAUGGUGAACCUGAGAGUACCUCAUCAACUGGCUUGAGCAUGGACAAAAAUUCAAUGGAGAAACUCCGGGAGGCUUCUGCUGCCGAAGCUGAGGCAGCCAGUGCUGUUUGGCAAGCUGCGCAAUCAGCAUCUGCUACUCCUUCUGAAGAAACAUCUGUUUCAGAUGAUAACUCACAAGUUGCAGAAACAUUGUCUGAUGGUAGUGACACCGAGGCAGAUGUUCGUCUUCAUCACAGAGCUGUUGUCGUUGCCAAAGAGGCUGUAGGCAACUUGGGUGGGAUGGUGAGACAGUUGUCUUUGGAUCAAUUUGAAAAUGAGAGCAGACGAACGAUACCAAUGAACAAUGACUUAUCACAUCCCAACAAAAAGUACACCAGGCAGAAGUCUCCACAAGGGCUACAUAAGAAGGUUAUAUCUACAUUGUUGAGGCCUCGAAACUGGAAACCCCCUGUCAAUAGGAAGUUUUUCCUGGAUUCUUAUGAAGUGGGAGAACUUUGUUAUGCUGCUGAGCAGAUAUUUAUGCAGGAGCAAACAGUUCUUCAGCUGAAAGCCCCUGUUAAAGUAUUUGGCGAUCUUCAUGGACAGUUUGGUGAUUUAAUGCGCUUAUUUGAUGAAUAUGGAUUUCCAUCUGCUGCGGGAGACAUAACGUAUAUCGACGACUUGUUUUUGGGGGAUUAUGUUGAUCGAGGACAGCACAGCUUGGAGACCAUAACUUUGCUCCUUGCACUGAAGAUCGAGUAUCCUGACAAUGUUCACUUAAUACGUGGAAACCAUGAAGCUGCUGAUAUCAAUGCACUCUUUGGUUUUCGUAUUGAAUGCGUUGAGAGAAUGGGCGAGAAUGAUGGAAUCUGGGCAUGGACUCGGUUCAAUCAACUUUUCAACUAUCUCCCACUUGCUGCUCUGAUUGAAAAGAAAAUUAUCUGUAUGCAUGGAGGCAUUGGGAGAUCUAUCAAUUCUGUAGAACAGAUAGAGAAGCUUGAAAGACCCAUUACAAUGGAUGCUGGCUCUAUAAUUUUAAUGGAUCUUUUGUGGUCUGAUCCCACAGAAAACGACAGUGUAGAGGGCUUGAGACCAAAUGCCAGAGGACCUGGUCUUGUCACCUUUGGGCCUGAUCGUGUCACAGAAUUUUGUAAGAGAAACAAAUUACAACUCAUUGUAAGAGCUCAUGAAUGUGUCAUGGAUGGAUUUGAAAGAUUUGCCCAGGGACAGUUGAUCACUCUUUUUUCUGCAACCAACUAUUGCGGGACGGCAAACAAUGCUGGUGCUAUACUGGUCGUUGGCAGAGGUUUGGUUGUGGUUCCAAAAUUAAUCCAUCCUUUGCCACCUCCUCUUCAGUCACCGGAGACAUCUCCUGAACGGGUCAUAGACGACGCAUGGAUGCAGGAGCUCAACAUUCAAAGACCACCAACGCCUACUCGUGGUCGACCGCAGCCUGAUCUUGAUCGAAACUCACUUGCAUAUAUAUAGCUCACAGAUUUCAGUAUUUUCCAACCAGUGAAUGUGACAAUCCACAUUUCUCCCGAGGCCCGAUCCUUUCGCAGUUCCCGCAUUACAUCGUGCUCUCACUUGGAUGUUAUCGUUGCAGAAGUUGAAGCCUCGUCUAGUGUACACAAUCUUAGAAUGCUCGAGAUUUCGACGUUUAGGGACCGAAUUCUUCGUUUCCCGUUCAUCGAUUGUAAUAUAUGUACAACAAGAGUUUUUGAAGCUAAAUAGAGAGAGCUUAUAGGGAAGGGAAAUUGUUUAAGUUUUGUUUCACUGUGAUUUAUGUAACAUAAACUUCUUCUUACGUUUAAUCAUUUCAUAAGUGUUUGUUCUCUUUUGGGGAGUGGUGUUUCAGAACAA
Pyrus x bretschneideri (Chinese white pear) is the source of this 3205-nucleotide messenger RNA. Its product is annotated as serine/threonine-protein phosphatase BSL1. NCBI's taxonomy places the organism in Eukaryota, Viridiplantae, Streptophyta, Magnoliopsida, Rosales, Rosaceae. Bases 173 to 2830 code for a protein of 885 amino acids. Gene Ontology annotation, biological process: brassinosteroid mediated signaling pathway. The record is from RefSeq and is a predicted model, not a curated record. The transcript is spliced from 21 exons. Gene Ontology annotation, molecular function: protein binding; phosphoprotein phosphatase activity.